Molecule: messenger RNA, 3755 nt
Organism: Drosophila willistoni
Lineage: Eukaryota; Metazoa; Arthropoda; Insecta; Diptera; Drosophilidae
Gene: Cdc27
Product: cell division cycle protein 27 homolog
Exons: 3
Coding region: 597-3254 (885 amino acids)
Biological process (GO): cell division
Molecular function (GO): protein binding
Source: RefSeq, a predicted model, not a curated record
AAAAAUGAAACUUGUUUUAGUCAUUAAUUAUGUCGCCAAAGUGUAGUUGAUUAGUGGGUGCAACAACACAAGUGAACGUUAUUUGUGCAAAGUAUCUUGAAAAAUAAAAAAGUGUUACGACAAAUUUAUAAAGUGAGCAGAAGAGACGACGCGGAGUCCCGCAGUGCGUGCGUGUGUGUGUGUGUGUGUUGGUGUGUGCGUGUGUUGGUGGAAAGAAAAAGCAAAUGCCGAGGCGACUCCAAGAGCAUUUGCAAUAUUAGAAAACAUAUUCGAAGUCGCAGUGCAAAAGGAGAAGAAGGAGGGUGGACACAGGGACAGGCACCUAAAACCCGCACCCCGCGUAGCAUACGCAUAGAGAGUACCCACCUCGACCACGACCACACGACACUUUUUCUAUUUGUUGUCUGAGGGAAAUGCAUGAUCAAAAAUUUUCAAUGCAUGUUUAAAUUAUAAUUGUUAUAAAAACCAAAAUUAAAAGACAUCAAUCGGGAGUUCGACCCAAGAAAGGACUUAUAACUAGGUCGACAAUUUUUCCAAUCGACCGUCGCCCUUGUCCUGUCUGCCCCACACAAUCGGAUUUUAAAAAAACAACAAAAAUGAUGAUACAAGAACCUGUGCAGGCGGCCAUAUGGCAUUGUCUGAACCAUUACGACCUCAAGGAUGCCAUUUUCCUUUCCGAACGUCUAUGCUCUGAAGUUGAAAGUGAUGAAACGAUCUUUCUAUUGGCCACCAGUUAUUUUCGAUCCAAUCUCAUUCAUCAGGCCUAUUGGUUGCUCAAAGAGAAGUCACGCCGUUCACCACAAUGCCGUUUCCUGCAGGCGAAAUGUGCCUUCGAGCUAAAGAAUUACGCUGAUGCGGAAAGUAUUUUAAUAACCACUGGCUAUGUGGAUACAAAACAUUUUGAUGAUUUGCAAAAGGAGUUUGGUGAACUGGCCUGCUUUGUUUAUCAGCUGUUGGCGCAAAUUUGCAUGCAAACCGAACGCCAUAAAUUAGCGGUUCAGGCAUUGAGACGAACGCUAAAGUUGAAUCCAUUCAUGUGGAGUGCAUUUACCGAUCUGUGCCUGCUGGGACAGGAUGCAGAUGUUGGUUCAAUAUUUCAAAUACAAAGCACAGAUGUGUUCAAUACGUGUCAAGGAAGCACAGCGAAUGCCAAUGCUAUGGUCAUCUUUGGAAGCAAUGGCGUCAAUGGUGGUGGUAGUAUUGGUGUUGGAGGAGGAGUAGGAGGAGGAGGAGCCAGUUGCGAUAAAGAGCAGUUAACCAACUAUUUAUUGAAUACGCCCAUAGAUCAGCAGCAACCAAUUCAAACGCCGCCAAAUCAUUUAAAUAAUAAUAACAUUAAUCUCAAUAGCUCCAUUGGCAUGCUAAGAGGUUGUACUGGUAGUGGUGGAGUAGGAACUGGCCUUUUGGAAGAUACCCCAAUGUCUGGGUACAAUCAAGAGUACGAUGUCACACCCUUUCGCAAGCAAAUCAAAUAUCUAUCCACCUUUUCACCCAGUUUUGGUAUUAUGCCUCUAACCAGUCCAUGUGCUGGCGGAGACAACUCCUAUUCCUCCUAUCAUGGCUCACCCCUGCCACAGAUUUUCUCCGAGGUUAAUCAAGAUGCGAAAAUAAUGGGCAAAAAACUCAAAACAAUUGGUGUGGUUGGUGGAGGAGUAGGCGGCGGCAUAAUCAAUCGCAAGGAUGUAAAGCCAAAUGUAUUCACCCAAGCUGGCAAUAUCACUCCACGUACGCCUAUUAGCAACAAUAGCAUUAAUAAUAAUGUUAGCCAGGCCAAUGGUAAUCCCAUUACCGGUAAUCCCAAUAAUGCCGUCAGACGGAGCUCUCGACUUUUCAGCAAUUCCACCUAUUCAUCGGUUAAGGAGAACAACAAAUCAACCAAUUUCACUAAUAAUAAAUUUGUCCAGCCUCGAUCACCGCCGAGGAAAACCAAAAAUCGCAUACCCAAAAUAUGCUUGAAUAAUGAACUAAAAGAGAAAGUGGAGACUAUAACCACUUCCUCGAUAGCAUCUAAUAAUAAUAACAACAAUAAUAACAACAAUAAUGCAAGAAAUCCAACGGAGGAGGCAAAAGUGUUGCUCAACAACAGCCUCAAUAAUGCCCAAACGAUGGCUCAUCAAUUGCUGAAUCUUAAAAAGCAAUCGGCAGAUGGCCUUAUGUCCCUAUUAAGAGACUUGGCUGAUGGCUAUAAACUUCUCUCCAAUUAUAGAUGUAAGGCAUCCAUUAAGCAUUUGGAAACAACAAUACCAAAGCAUCAUUUAUCCUCCAGUUGGGUGCAAUCGUUGAUUGGUCAGGCAUUCUACGAGCAAAGGGAUUAUGAGUCAGCUAUCUCAAUAUUUCGACAAAUACACGAGAUGGAUCCUUAUCGUUUGGAUUAUAUGGAAAUCUAUUCCACAUCGCUAUGGCAUUUACAGCGAGAAGUAGAACUCUCUGCCUUGGCACAGGAUUUAAUCAAUCAGGAUAAACGUAAUCCCAUUACCUGGUGCGUUUCUGGAAAUUGUUUCUCCCUGCACAAGGAGCAUGAAACAGCCAUUAAAUUUUUAAAACGCGCUGUCCAAAUUGAUCCCGAUUUCGUUUAUAGUUACACUCUCCUCGGCCAUGAAUUGGUCCUUACGGAAGAAUUUGAUAAAGCCAUGGAUUAUUUCCGUUCGGCUGUUGUACGAGAUCCAAGACAUUAUAAUGCCUGGUGUGGCAUUGGUACCAUCUAUUCCAAGCAGGAGAAAUAUGAGCUAGCCGAAUUGCAUUAUAUAAAGGCACUGAAGAUUAAUCCACAGAAUUCUGUUAUCCUCGUACACAUCGGGGCCAUGCAAUUUUUUAUGCAAAAGAAGGACUUGGCACUGCAAACUCUCAAUACAGCAGCCACAUUAGAUCCAAAGAAUCCAUUGGCUAGAUUUCAUCGGGGCUCCAUUUAUUUCUCAUUGGGCAAAUAUCAAGAAGCCUUGCGUGAACUCGAAGAGCUUAAAGAGAUUGUACCGAAGGAAUCGGUGGUUUUCUAUCUUAUUGGCAAAAUACAUAAGACUCUUGGUAAUAUGGAUUUGGCCCUAAUGCAUUUCAGUUGGGCCACCGAUUUAGAUCCCAAGGGUGCCAAUAACCAAAUCAAAGAUGCCUUCGAUUCAAUGGCACAUCCCAGCUGUUGUCCGGCCACUUCAUCUGCCAAUGAUACAAACACUUUGGAUGUUGACUUUGAGCCCACUUCAGAGCGUUCCGAUGACUCAACGCAGGCUCAGCAGGAUGUUAGCUAUGAUAGUGACUAUUAAAACGAAUCCGAGAGCACACGCAUAGAAUUGAGAGGGAGAGAGAGACAAGUCCUGUGGUUGUAUAUACAGAAAUUAACAAAACAAAAAAAAAAAAAACGAAAGGAAAACACAAAAACAACAAAAGAUAAAAACAAAAGGAAAUCGAGAUUUGUGUGGAGAGAAAGAUGUUGAUGAAACCAAUUAAAAUGAAUGAAGUAUAAUUAAUAAUUAAACAAAAAUGUCUAGAUAACUUUUAGAAUUAGUAAUUUAAAAUACAACAACAGCAAAAGAAAAACAUAAACAAAACUCUAAGCAACAGCAACAACAAUUAUAAAUUACCUUUAAAAUACUAUACACGAAAAACUGAUGGCAACACUUUUAAAUUUUAAGUUGAGGUAUCACAGAAAAGAAUAAAAUAUGGCAGAAAUAGGACAUUAGAAAAGUUCACUCAGCUAAAAUUUAUGAUGAUCUGGGCCAUGGGCCACACCAACAACAACAUCAACAAGAAAAACAAAUAAUAUA